CUUCCUCGGCGACAGCACGAACCGCGGGAUGCUCUACGCCCUCGUGGAAAAGGUCAACGGCUCCCUGACCUCCUGGGACAAGACCCACGACUUGAAGGUCAUCCGGAAGGUCAGCUCGGGUCACACCAAUUUUGCCUUCGCUUACUACCCUAAGUUCUGGCUGCCAUCCAAUCAGCGGCCGGUUUUCGACAAGACGCUGUAUCAGCUGUUGCUCAGAGCGAGUCCAUUGCAGAACAACAGCAACACGGUCGUCGUGGUCGGUGGCGUCCACUGGCUCGCUGUGCAACAUUUACACAUCCUGACUUCAGUGUUGCACAGAGAGGGCCUUGAAGGAGCGCAGGUCGUCUUGAAAACUCUGGGCGCCGGGUUUCACUCAGCGGCGCCCGGGGUCCAUACCGUGACGGCGCGCGACCAUUCCCGUCUCCUGGAACAUUCCCGUUCCCUGUCUUCCUACGCCAGACAUCGAGGCUAUCAUGUUGUGGACACAUUUAACAUGACGUCAGCGAGAUACAGGCAUUUUCUUCAGGGCAAAUGCGCUUGUCAUUUUCACCAGGUAUCGAGCGAGAGGAAACCCGAAGGUGAAAUCCAGUACCACGUCGAGGGCGAGAUAAACGACGUGUACACCAGCAUCCUCGCCAAUACCAUCUGCCAGCAUCCUUUACCUGGGAGAUGAUUGCGGGGGUGAAAGAUUUAGCGGUCGCUCUGUCUGUCUGUCUAUCUGUCUGUUCUGUCUCUGUCGUUGUGUUUGUCUUUCUUUUCUGUUUAUCGGUGUUUUUGUACGUGUUAUUCUGUUUGUUGUGUUUUUUUUUUUUUUUUUUUUUUUUUUGUCUGUUUGUGUCUUCUUCAAUCGGUUCUUCUCUAUUUAUAUCUCUAUCUCUCUCUCUAUCCAUCUGCUUCUUAUUAUUUGUUUUAUUUGUUUAUUUUUGUUUUGUUUGUUUAUUUAUCUAUUUAUUGUUAUAUAUAGUUUUAUUAUAGACAGUCUUAGGAGAUGAAACGGAAACAAGAGAAAACAGAGAGAGGGAGAGAGA
This is a messenger RNA of Penaeus chinensis, 1028 nucleotides long. RefSeq names its product cadherin-like and PC-esterase domain-containing protein 1. Lineage: Eukaryota; Metazoa; Arthropoda; Malacostraca; Decapoda; Penaeidae. The record is from RefSeq and is a predicted model, not a curated record. The coding region runs from base 29 to 673 and encodes 214 amino acids. The transcript has 5 exons.